Molecule: messenger RNA, 6520 nt
Organism: Anarrhichthys ocellatus (wolf-eel)
Lineage: Eukaryota; Metazoa; Chordata; Actinopteri; Perciformes; Anarhichadidae
Gene: cfap44
Product: cilia and flagella associated protein 44
Exons: 34
Coding region: 479-5764 (1761 amino acids)
Molecular function (GO): protein binding
Source: RefSeq, a predicted model, not a curated record
UUACCGUUAGCGAUAUUUUGUCUCUAGGACGGUGAAAGCAUGACUCACCCUAUUCUGCCUCUGGUUGUCUUUUCUAAUCCCAAAAUAAAGCAAGUCAAAAAGACAUCUACAUUUAACCCUUGUAACGCAAAAAAAAGAGGAUUGAGAACUACAUUAACCAGCAUGCUUUGCAGAGGAGUGACUUUUCUUGUUGCCUCGCAACGCCUCCAAACUAAAACGGACUAGCAGACAUUAAUCAAGUCAAACUUUAAUGGAAAACGUUUAAUUGUUUGUUCGAUACAGAAUAGCUGAAACUCUAAUGUUAGCUAGUUGCUAACGCUGUGCUGUACUUUACUGUCACACAGAUUGUAGAGCAGCUGAAGAAAACACGACUUGUGUGGGUGAGCGGGCUGAGAGCACACACACAGCGGCGCAGGGACACAUUGAAGUGAAGCAGCAGGAGCCUGAAGAGGGAUCAGAAAAGCAGCGCUCUGCAGACAUGUACAAGUAUGAGGAACUCCACUCCAGACCGUCCAUCACACCUGACUCUGAAAUCCCAGAGAACCUCCUGUACCUCUCUCACUCCUUUGGCUAUGACAGUGGGCGCAGGAGGAACCUGCAGCUCCUGGAUGACAGGACUCUGAUCUUUAUAGCAGGCAACCUGCUCGUCCUGUUGGACGUUUCCACCAAGGAGCAGAGAUACCUCCGCUCCUGCAGUGGAGGAGGAAUCGGCUCCAUCACGGCACACCCUAGCAAGGAGUACUUUGUUGUAGCAGAGAAGGGAAAGCAGCCCAACAUCAUAGUGUUUGAAUAUCCCUCGCUACGACCGUUCUGCAUCCUCAGAGGCGGUACAGAGCGGACAUACAGUUUUGUGGAUUUUAACCCUGACGGGAGCCUGCUGGCCAGCGUGGGGUGCGCACCGGACUACAUGCUGACGCUGUGGGACUGGAAGAAGGAGAUGGUGAUGGUGAGCUGCAUGGCAGUUUCUCAGGAGGUCUACCGAGUCAGCUUCUCCCCGUACAACCCGGGUCAGCUCACAUCCUCAGGAUCUGGACACAUCAAGUUCUGGCAAACGGACAGCACAUUCACAGGCCUUAAGUUGCAAGGACUCAUGGGAGAUUUUGGGAAAACUGCAGCGACUGAUAUUGAGGGCUGCGUGGAACUUCCUGACGGAAAGGUGGUGUCUGGCUCAGACUGGGGCAACUUGUUGCUGUGGGAUGGGAAUGGCAUCAAGGUGGAGAUUUGCCGUAAGGAGGGGCGGAGCUGCCACGCUGGGAUGGUCCAGCCCUUCGCCCUGGAAGACGGACAGCUGAUGACGAUUGGCUCUGACGGAGUGGUCCGGGGUUGGGACUUUGAGAGCAUCGACACUGCCGACGGUAACCGCGACGGCAGCAGGUUUGAGCUCGAGCCCAUGAACGAGUUGGUGGUCGGACACAAAGUCUGCCUCUCCUCUGUGGUGAGGAGCUCCGUGCAUGACUCCUUCAUCUGUUUUGCUCAGGAUUCCAGCGGAGCCAUCUGGAAACUGGAUCUUUCAUUCACCAACACUACUCCUGAUCCAGAGUGCCUGUUUUCCUUCCACGCCGGGGCGAUCCAGGGCCUGGACGUGUCGAGGAAAUCUCACCUGAUGGCCACGACUGCUUUAGACCGUUCAGUCAAAGUUUUUGACUUCCUGGCCAAAAGAGAACUGACCAGCAGUCGCUUCAAUCAGGGCGGUACUGCCCUCUGCUGGGCUUCACCUUUGGUGAACCAGAGUGGAAGUCUACUGGUGACGGGCUUUGAGGACGGGGUGGUCCGGUUACUGGAGCUGUACGACCCUCAAAGGCUGCCCGUGGUCCCCGGGCGCAGCCCCAAAGGAGAUGCCAAGCUGAGCCUCAAACAGGCCUUCAAACCCCAUAAUGCCCAUGUAACUGCUAUUGCAUAUGAGCAAAAUGGAGAGAUCUUAGCCACGGGGAGCUCCGACAGCACUGUGUUCUUCUUCACCGUCGGGGAGAAACACGACCCCAUCGGCUUUGUCCACGUUCCUGGGCCGGUGCAGGCGCUGGAGUGGUCACCUCAUUCCCACAGUGAAAGCAGGCUGCUCAUCCUGUGUCAGAGCGGUCAUGUGGUCGAGGUGCACAGGCCUGAUCCAGAGGCCCAGAGGCCGACCAAAACCUUCCAGCUGCUUGAGCUGCCCAGCAUAUAUUUCAGGUUCAGGAGUAUCAAAUCUCGAAUCGAGAGAGAGGAGGAAAUCACAAGACGUCAAGCCGUAAAGGAGAAGAAGAAGGAAGAGAGGUUGAAGGAAUCGAAGCAGCUGGACGCAGAGCCAGUGGAAGAAGAGGAGGAGGAGUUGCCCGCUAUCUCCAUCCCCGACCCUCCAAGUCCUCUCUACUGUGGCUUCUACUCACAGCCUGGCCAGUUCUGGCUCUCCAUGGGUGGCUUUGACUCAGGUUUCCUGUACCACUGUAAGUUCUCUGAGAAGCAGGACCAGGAUCCGGACCAGCGGCAGGAUGAGCCCUUUGACUUCCUGCCUGUCCACAGCACAGAUGACGACCCCAUUCGCUCUGUCACCUUCAGCUCCAACAGGCAGCUGCUGCUCUGCGGCAUGCACUCAGGCUUCAUCAGGGUUUACCCUCUGCAGCCCGGCGACAGCAGCCUCACCUCCAUGCAGGCCUACUGGGCUCUCAGUGUCCACGACAACCAGUACGGACACCUGCGGCACAUCCGCUGCAGCCACGACGACCACUUUGUGCUGACCGCGGGAGAUGACGGCAACAUCUUCUCCUUCAGCCUGCUUCCUCCAGAGGAGCUAGAGAAAGGCCUGCAGAAACAGGGGGCCACGGUUCCUUCACCCAGGGUGGGUCUUGAGAAUGAGGCGUUAGCCCAGGACAUUGAGGACCCAGCUGCCUACAGCAUAGAGACGACCAAGCAGAAGCUGGAGGAGGACCAUCUGCACCAAGAAGCCGAGCUGAAGAAGGCGGCGAAGCGCAAGAAGCUGGCCAAGCUCCGGAAGAAGUUUAGACAGCUGCUGGACGUCAACCAAAGUAUGCCGGAGCAUGUUCGCCUGAAACCUGCGGAGCUGGAGGUGCACCCCUGUUUCAGGGAGCAGGUAGAGAGGGUGAAGGCCCAGCGGGUGAGGGAGCUCAGAAAGCAGAUGGCCGAGGAGGAGGAGCGCUGCACCAUCGUGCUCAGCAAACUGCAUGACUGGUUCAAGGACUCUCCGGAGGCCAGCAUGGUCACUGUGGUUGCCAUCGGCACCGACCAUAGAGUCUCCACUUACCAUCUGCCGGCACUCGCAGAGCCUUCAUCCCAGCCCAGACAUCCCAGCCCAGACAUCAGCAGCACUGGCGGACAUAAAGCUGCUGGACUAGAAUGCAGACAAUCAAGAGCCGAGCCUGCAAAAGACGGCAGCUUAGUAGAAAUGGAAGAGGUGUUGCCCCGCCCGCAGCCUCGUAAACCAGAAGUAAAGCUGACAAAUCGGCAGCUCGAGAGACUCCGGAAGGCUGAUGAGAAAGCUGGACAAGCUCGAGCCAAGAUAGAGAAGAGGAAGCAGGAAUGGGCCCAAUUGUACGCAGAGAAGCCAAACGAGGACUGUGAGGAUCCGCGGGAUGUUCAGGCCAUCCGCGAAGCCAUCGAGAACAUCGGAGACUUAAAACUGAAGUUAGACAAAGACUCUACGGUGCCGAAACACCUGAGGAUGACUGCUGAGAGGAAGAGAGCAGCUCUGAUGGGCCUGGAGGAAAAUAUCUUUAAAAAGCAGACUGAGAUGAAUCAACGGAUUGUGGCGUUGCGGGACUCCAAGGUUCUUCUAUUGUCUCAGUUGAAGGCUCAGGCUCAGCAGGUCCAGCAGGUCCAGCAGCGUCUGGCGGCCCACCUUCACCGCCCUCCACCUGCCCUGCCCGCUAUGCUACCAGAGGAAACCCCAGAGAAGAAGCUGCAGUACAGCAACGCCCAUCUGGAGCGAUACAGGGUUCUGAGGGAACAGAGUUUCCAUACUCUUGAGCUGGAGGCAGCCACACGUUUACUGGAGGAGCUGGAGAAAGGGAUGGAAGAAGAGGAGGAGGAGAGAGGAGAGGAAGGGACUCCUAGUCUGUCCGCUUCAUCUGUAUCCAGAGAAGAAGAAGAGACGGCAGAGGAGGAAGGUGUAGAGCUGAGCGAGCUCGAGGAGGAGCUCCGGAAGGAGGAGGAGAUCAGACUGCUGUACGAGCAGGACUGUCUGCUGGAGCAGAUGGAGAGUUCGGUGUGUCAGUUUGACGCCGAGCUCAUGCUGCUGCUUCACCAGAAGCUGCGUCUCGACUGUCAGCUGAAGAUGGCCGACCUCCGUCAGCUGACGCUCUACCAGGAGCUGCGGAUCCUCGAGGAGGCCGAGAGGAGGGAGGACGUCCUAGAGCAGAACCUCAACAAACGCAUUGAAGAGGAGAGCAACAUCACAUCUGAGCUGGAGGACUUCAAUGAAAUGCUCCAACUGAAGCAGGAAGACAUAGCUAAGCUGCAGGAGAAAGAGACGGCUCUGAAGGCUUCCUUCCAGGCCUCACUGGGCCAAGGAAACAAGUUUGAAGAGUUUCUGACCAAAGUCUUCAAGAAGAAGAUCAAACGUGUCAAGAAGGAGGAGCAGACAGGAAGUGAAGAGGAAGAGGAGGACAGUGAUGAAGACGAUGAUACAGAGGGGGGAGAAGCUGCUCUGGACGGCAUUGUUUGCCCACCAGACUGUGACCCAGAGUUGUUUGAGGACACACUGCAGCUGCGUGAGCGUCGGCUGGACCUGGAGGAACUGCUGGUGGAGGAGAGAAAGAGUGCUGAAGCUCUGAAGAAGGAGUGCGACACCCUCUUCAAGAAGGAGAAAUCAAUGAAGGCCAGUCGGAAGGCAGCAGAGGACGACCUUGAGUUGAUCAACAGGGAGACGCAGCGGAAAAUGAACGAACUGGAUGUGGUGGUUCCUCUCAGACUGCACCAGAUUAAGUUUGACCUAAAGUCAGACCUGAGCCAGGCGUUGGUGAUGGACGUGACGGAGCUCAACAGGCUGCAGGAGCGCAUCAAGCAGUUGCAUGUGGAGAAGAGUCGGCAGAGAGAUCUGUACGGUGAGACGCGCAAGCAUCGCGCCAGGCUCCUCCGUGAACGCAGGGACAUGGACGCCAACAUCCAGGUGCUGGAGAAGCGCUGCAACGAGCAGAUGAUUGCGAAAUUUGGGAGGAUUGUGGAUCUGGAUGCUCUCAUGACGGCGCCGGGGAACAGGAAGCUGGAGGAGCUUAAGCAGAAGAAAUUACUCCGAGAAGCUGGCCACGCCAAGGAAAUGAAACAGUUGGAUAGGAAGGUGGAAGAGGCCCGUGAUAAUCUGAUGGAGGUAACCAGGCGUAACACAGAGCUUGUCCUCUGCCAGACCAAACUCGUGGACCAGACAAGGGAACUGGACCGUAAACUCAACGCCAGGCAGAAGAAAAUGGGCAGACAGUUCCAGGACAACAGGAGCCGUGUGGACCAGGAGGAGGUUUUGAGGCUCCAGGUGCUGGUGAAAACCCAAUCGCAGCAGACCGGGGCCCUCAGGAGAGAGAUUGCCCUCCUGUCCCGUCAAGGAGGCCACGUCCUGCCCCCGGGCCGGGCCCCACUGCCCUCACUGCCCCCGCUCGCCCCCUUGCCCACCCUCAGAGGCCGCACCCACACUGGCUUCGUGUCCCGUAAAGGAGGCCACGUCCUCCCGGCCGACCAUGCCCCGCUGCCCCCGCUCACCCCCUUGUCCGCCACACCAGCAAACGAGGAUCAACAGGAACAGCUCAAAGUACAAAUGUCGCCCAGCAGACAGGGAGCUACUUAACUGAGAACAGAAAACGCAUACUGUCACUGUAAAGCAAGGGAACUGUGCUCAAUAAUAGCACUUUCUUCGUAAUUAUUGCUAUUGUUAGGAUUAAAAAAUACUUCAGUUGGUUGACUCCUGUGUUUGUUCAUAAUUCAAAGCUUUAAACGAUGAGGGUGGUUAAAUCUGUAUUUACUGAAAGCUACCCAUUGGAGUUUUAAACCCUUUGAUACCUCUCAUUUUCCACAUUUCCACUCAACACCUUUGAAUCCAUAGUUGUCGAUCAAUGCUCGAUUACCCUGCUUCUAUUAACCCCUUUGAGCAUUUUCACUCUGUGUUAAGACCACUUAGCUGCAUCCUAACCAAAUGGUUAAUGAUCUACUUCUGUCAGCUGAGUCCGGUGAAGCCUCCAAUCUAAAUGUUGCAUUUUACACACAUUUAACACAAUCAUAGGUAUUCAUAAUCCAGCACUCUUCAUGAUUUAGGUCCUUUCUAAACUUUUCUCUGCAUAUGUGAUCCCUCUUUGGGGCCUAAUAGGAGGGGAAUGUGUGAAUUAACUGCCAAUGUGGAUGGUGUUCAGCUCUAUGUUGCUACCAAUCUUACUGAUCAUUCAGAGCUCUCUAUUUUAGUGACAAAGUAAGCCGACCUUUGAGUCUGACUGUAUACUGCUACAUUGUGUUUUGAGUCAUAUUCACUUUGUAGUGUUUUGUGUUAGUUCAGCAGUUGUUUUGGCCCUCUUACCUUUGUAACAGUUACAUAACAGAAAUAAAUAUUAAU